AUGGCAUUCUUCUACGACAAUCCGGUCAUCGAGUUCUUCCACAAGGUCGUUCGCAAGCCCAGCACCAUCCUCAUGUGGCUAUUCACCUCCGUCAUCGUUGGAAGCACGGCCUACCUGAUCGUAUUCCUCCCAGGGCCUUCCUCGACCGACCACGACACCGACAAGGACCCCGACGAACCUCGUUAG
Torulaspora delbrueckii is the source of this 186-nucleotide messenger RNA. RefSeq names its product Min6p (gene MIN6). The transcript has a single exon. Bases 1 to 186 code for a protein of 61 amino acids. The record is from RefSeq and is a predicted model, not a curated record. Lineage: Eukaryota; Fungi; Ascomycota; Saccharomycetes; Saccharomycetales; Saccharomycetaceae.